AUGGUAAUAAUAACUGGUGUGUUUGUUGCGUCGGCGCAAGGCGUCGUGGUAACAGUGCGCAAUACGACAGUGUUUGUGCUUCCUACUAAUGCUUCAGAAACACAGAAACUGCUUCAAUUUGAGUUGCGUCAGGAUGCAGGCGACAUAGCAGAAGCUCCAGAGAUCGCCGAGAAUAAGGCUACCAAGCUGAAGCAAGCGACGCAGCCAGUACCGCCAUCUAAUCGCAUUACAGCUAUUCUGUUGUUUCAGCCACAAUAUUGUGAGCAUUUGGCGCUGCUGCUGCUGGUGGAUGAGCGACGACUGGUGCAUUACGAGCUGAAUUUGUCAGCUGAGACGCUGCUGCUUAAAACGCUUCGUUCAGUACCUCGUAGCGCCACGUGCAUGACUGUGGGCACUUUGAAGAUCACUAAUGGAGAGAUGAAGCACGUAGUCAUUUUGGGCCAGAAGACGGGCGAAGUUGUGGCUGUGCCCUUCCCGGAUGUGGCACGCGACCUAAAGAUGCUAUUAGGCCACACAACGUCUAUGAUUACCCACGUGGCUCUCAAUCACGACUCGUCCCUGCUUUUGACAGCCGAUCGUGAUGAGAAGCUGCGUGUGUCUAGGUUUCCAAAUGCUGCGAUUAUUGAGAGCUACUGCUUGGGUCAUGCUGCCAGUCUGACCAAGGUGGCUUGUAGUUCUGUCACGCCGGAACUUGUUGUCUCGACGUCCAUAGACAACACGCUAAAGCUUUGGGAUAUGACGACGGGCAAGUUGUUGGCAACGAAGACGCUACUUGUAGGCUUGGACGUGUCUAUCGAACAUGCUGACAAGGAUGAAGCUAAUGAUGAGGACAGUGAUCGCAAGGCUGCCAAGAGCUUACUGAAUGUGUCAUUGUCAAUUUGCUCUAAGACGAACAUUGUGGCAGUCUUAGUAAACUAUCAGUAUGUGCGAUUCUUUGAGAUUGAGUGUGACAAGGGAAUACCGACCAUGAGAGAGAUGGCGAUACCGAUUGAGGACGAGCAGUUGCUGCUUGCAAAUGAGCCUUGUGAGAUUUUAUUUACCGAGGACGAGAUGCUUGCGGUGUCAUACAAGAAGAACCCGUUUCUUCAGUUAUAUUCCAUUUCAAAAGGGGAGAACAAGAGGCUGUCACCUGUGGAUUUUAACUCUAACGUGUUAAAUGACUUUCGGAGCGCUGCUGCAGCAAUUGAAUUGGUAGAUGAUGAGGAAAGCGCUCUAGACACACUCGAGGAUGGUCUAAAGAAGAAAAAGGCUCGGACUGGCGAGGGGAAUAAGAUGGUGCCUGGAGACAAAUAA
Messenger RNA from Peronospora belbahrii, 1293 nucleotides. The record is from the annotation of a GenBank genome assembly. Lineage: Eukaryota; Oomycota; Peronosporomycetes; Peronosporales; Peronosporaceae.